AUGCACUCACGUGUUGCUGCAGAGAAGGCACCCCGCACACACAACCAUCGCCGCGUGACCGGAUCCAGCGGAAGGAGGAGGGAAGGAAGAGAGAGUGAGCCGCAGAGGCCUAACAUGUCCCGGCGUGUGUUUGCUUCCGCGGCGCUGCUCCUCUUUUUUGUGACGGUUAGCUGCGACAGUGGAGCUGCAGCCGCUGCGGAGAGUAAGUCCGGGGUUCUGCAACUGGCGCAGGAGAUCGACGUUUUUGUGCCGAAUCAGACGCAGGUGGUGUCAAGAGAUGGGAAUGGUGAAAGUGGAGUGAAGAAAGCAUUUGCUGCGCCUUCUCUUGUCAGUGCUGGUGGCGUAAUGGUUGCCAUUGCUGAAGGCUUGUUUGAAUAUAACGGCCAUGAAAAUAACUUGUUUGGGAUUUGGUCUCCCGACAUUGUGGCCGGGUACAUCAAGGCUGCGGAGAAGUGGCCGUCCAUUGUCUCUGAGAUCACCAAGGUGGAUUGGAGGGCACACACCGUGCUUGGCAGUAGACAUGGCGAUAAUCGUUUGCGCGUUUUGCACCGGCCCACAGCAGUUGCGAGGGACAGUAAGGUGUUUCUGCUUGUGGGAAGCGAUACUACAAGAUAUGACAACGGUGAUGAUGUUAUUUGGGUGAAAGAUGGCUGGGAUAUUCAACUGGUGGAGGGUAUGGUCACGCAGUCCACGGACGGCGUGCAGAGUACACUGAUCAACUGGGCUGAACCCAAGUCGCUUUUACAACAGAUCCCCAAUCACACUAAAGAUCAGCUGAGGGAUUUUGUGACUGCUGGUGGUUCAGGCAUUGUGAUGCAGAAUGACACGCUUGUGUUUCCCCUGGUGGCGAAUGGGAAAAAUUACCCUUUUUCCUCGAUCACUUAUUCGACUGACAACGGCAACAACUGGGUGUUCCCAGAGAGCAUUUCUACUGUAGAAUGCCUUGAUCCCCGCAUCACCGAAUGGGAGACGGGACAAAUUCUCAUGAUUGUUCAUUGUGUGGAUGGCCAGAGUGUGUUCGAGUCGCGUGACAUGGGGAAAACGUGGACGGAGGCCAUCGGGACGCUUCCGGGCAUUUGGGUCAGGCCACGAUCAGGAGUCUCUUGGGACGAAGGUUUGCGUGUGGAUGCCCUCAUUACCGCGACCAUUGAGGAAAGGAAGGUCAUGCUGUACACACAGAGAGGGUAUGCCUCGGGGGAGGGAAAUGCCACUGCGCUCUACGUUUGGGUGACGGACAACAACCGCUCGUUUCAUGUUGGACCUGUUUCCACGGACAAUGCUAUGGGUAAGACGCUCGACAACGCACUGCUGUACUCGGAUGGGAGUUUGCAUCUUUUACAACAGAGGAGCAACGGUGAAGGCAGUGCCAUUUCACUCUCCCGCCUGACGGAGGAACUGAGUACAAUCAAGUCCGUCCUCAGUACUUGGAUGCAAAAGGACGCCUUCUUCUCCAACUUGACCAUACCCACGGCGGGUCUGGUGGCAGUUUUGUCAAACGCAUCGGCCAGUGACGACAGGUGGAACGACGAGUACCUUUGCCUGAAUGCAACGGUGACGAAAGGAAGGAAGGCCAAAGAUGGGUUGCAGUUGACGGAGUCUAACUCCGGGGUACUAUGGUCUGUGAACAGUCGGGUUAAUAAUGUGCGUCAUGUAUCCUUGAGCCACGACUUCACACUUGUGGCGACGGUGACAAUCGAAGAGACUCCGAGUGGGAACACACCUCUACUGACUGCGAUGUUGGGGGACACUGCGUCCAAUCAUACCAUGGGACUGUCGUAUACGGCGGAUAAGACGUGGGGGACGGGGCUUAAAGACAGGAAAACAACACAGAGCGGCAGUUGGGAGCCGAAGAAGGGAUACCAAGUGGCACUCAUGCUGCAAGGCAAAAAGGCCUCUGUGUACAUUGAUGGUAAGUUGCUGGGGGAGGAAGAAGUGCCGUUAACGGGUGAGGCGCCACUUGAGCUUGUACGCUUUUGCUUUGGUGCAUGCGGUGAGGAUGCCGGCCAACACUCUCCUGUGACGGUGAAGAACGUCUUUCUGUACAACCGCCCACUGAAUUCCAUUGAGAUGCGUGCAAUCAAGGACAGGAUCCCCACUUCGAAUGGCCCAGGCGAAGCACUGGCGGGGAGUACAACUGUGGAGGGUACUGCCACCACAGAACAUGCGGCUGCGGUAAGCUUUACCUAUGCUGGGAGCGGACUGCUGUCGCUGCUUCUGCUGGGACUGUGGGGGUUUGCGGCUGCGUGA
Messenger RNA from Trypanosoma cruzi, 2247 nucleotides. Its product is annotated as trans-sialidase, putative. Lineage: Eukaryota; Euglenozoa; Kinetoplastea; Trypanosomatida; Trypanosomatidae. The transcript has a single exon. Gene Ontology annotation, biological process: ganglioside catabolic process; oligosaccharide catabolic process. The record is from RefSeq and is a predicted model, not a curated record. Bases 1 to 2247 code for a protein of 748 amino acids. Gene Ontology annotation, molecular function: exo-alpha-sialidase activity. Gene Ontology annotation, cellular component: cytoplasm; membrane; intracellular membrane-bounded organelle.